ACAAGUUUCCAAGAAGUCAGUCGUAUAAGGUAGUGAAUCAAUUUGAUAUCUUCCUAUUUUGACCAAAGCGCUUUGAAAAGCUAUGUCUUAGCUCAGUAGAGUAGAUACAGGAGAUAAAAUGACAACCAGAAACUCAAAUCAAACAAUAUUUGUUUGUGAUGGCCCAGGGUCAAAAACAGAACUCGUGGUUCCUGUGGAUGCAAAUGUUGUCGAUGUUUACUGGCUUGUCGAGAAUUACCUCGUAGAAACUAAUCGUCAACAGCCAAGACAAGAUAGAUCUGAGAUUAUGAUUGUCAUUCCCAAGCCUUGUUCCAAACCUCAUUUGUCUACUCUUCCUGAAAAUUCUGAUAUUUCAGAGGGCAAUGGCGUCUCUGGCGAUUUAGCGGGGUCUUUCGGCAUGACGAUAACUCGAGCGGAAAGCUCCGAUGACAGCUUGCUUCAUAACCGAUCCGGCUUGGAUUURGAGCGUUUAGAAUCGACAACGUCGAUCGGAAGCGGAGGAAUAAACCCCGAAGAUGUUCAAAACUUGAAAGRCUUUCCACUCUACUCUUUUAUGUGGCUUUCGUUUCAGUGGGUCGAACCGUUAGGAAUUGGCAAUUACAUGACAAUUCCUCGCUGGUUUUAUAAAGUAAUGCGUUUGGUCGUAUCACUUAGUCUAUGGUGUAUCAUAGCAUUUGAGCUUUUCAAUUUGAUUCAUGGCUUCGAUCAGCUUUCUUCCAGCGUCCAGCUAUUCACUGCUAUCGUCGCCGUCUUUCACCGUUUUUUGUGGACGUUUCGGUAUCUUGUCAUGCACCAUCUUGGCUUGCACUUCUUUAUCAAGCAUCAAAACCACGUUAUUCAUAUCAUGACAAAGUUCAUUCGAAUGCCCACAAACGCCAAGCGUGUGAUUUCUCGACAGAUUGAAUAUCUUGUGGUAACGGGCGGAAUGGUUCUCGUGUUUCUUCCACUCGUUCAAAAGUUAAUUCCGAUCUUUAUCGAGCAAUCACUGCACUUGCCAAGAAACUGGGAUAAGACAGUCGAAUGCGUUGAAUUCUUUGUCUUGAUCUACACUCGUACCGUUGCUAUGCCAAUCUUCUUUUUUCUCAUCAUUACCGCAGAAGUUUUGAUUUCGGAAAUAGAUUCCUGUAAAGUUCAAAUUUCACAAAGUAAAAUGAUUUUCGAUAAACUUGUUAAGAAUUACACUCGUUUGUCCUCAAAAAUCAUGGAAAUAUCCCAGGCAUUUCAACCUUUUCUGGUCGGCCUUCUCUUCCUUUUAAUUUUUUGGGGAAUUCUCAGCGUUUAUUCAAGCGCUGAAGUCUUUCAAAAGCUGCCUCCCAAAACCUCACUUGUAUAUGGUGUAGUUCUUUCGGAAGGUCUAGGAUCCUUCAUAGCAUUUCUCCUUGAGACUGUAUUCCUUUUUACGCUACCGUUCUUCAGGUUAGGCCAAAUAACUUCCCAUUUGCAACAGGUCAUAUCCACAGUCGAUAAUCUAGAUUGCGAAGAACAAAGAAACAAAGGAUAUUUGUUUGACACGGAAGAAAAGAUCAUGCUAUUUAGCCAUCGUCUAGAGACAUGUCAGAAGUACAGGUGUCUUGGUUUUAAGAUUCUGGGAUUCCACAUCACAGAACUAAAGUCGAUAUGGCUUCCACUGCUUGGGCCUAUAAUCGCAUUUGUUGGCAAUCUGCUGUUGAAGGAAGGUGUAUAGGAUCAGAAUAAUAAUGAAACGAGUCUGGCCCAGUUACUCGSCAAUCUGACUGGCUUCAUUCACUUGGCCUUAUUAUUAGCUAUUCUGAGGUUCAGAAAAAAACUGGGUAUGAGUGGAUUUAAAAAUAGACGCCAUCUUGGAAAUAUGUCCAAAAGAGCCCCACAAUGCACUGCAAUGCCAACUCGACCCAGUUUUAUCAGUCCUCAACCUCGGAUUGGCUGACAGAUCGCUAUAUCUGCAAACAAACUUGCUGAGCACAGAAUAAUAAAUAUGAACAUCUAAAUGGACAGACUAAGAGCCUGUUAGUCUUUAGUGUAGUUUAUUCUGCAUAAACUCAUUCUGUACAAUAAUGAUAUACAGCUUGUAUCCAAAAUAAAGUAAAAGUCAAGUUUUAAUUCAA
Actinia tenebrosa (Australian red waratah sea anemone) is the source of this 2084-nucleotide messenger RNA. RefSeq lists its product as uncharacterized. The record is from RefSeq and is a predicted model, not a curated record. Lineage: Eukaryota; Metazoa; Cnidaria; Anthozoa; Actiniaria; Actiniidae.